AACACCUUUAUGUUGGCGAUUCGGCAUGUUAUAAGACAUGUCAAAUUGUCACUUCGUAAAUCUGUUGACGAACUAGAUGAUCAUAAUAAACAAAGUGUCAAAGCCAAUUUUCAAAUUUUUCCUAUAAAUAUUAUCACACAAAAAUGGUUGGCUGUUCUGUUCCUGGUUGUUCCAGCAGAUCUGAGAAAGGUUUUUUUCUUAAGCAAUUGCCGACUGAUCCUAUAAGACGUGCAAUGUGGAUUGAAAAAUUACCUCAACGUGACUGGAGCUUGCAGUAUUUAAGAAUAUGUGAGAUUCAUUUUGCUGCAGAUCAGUUCGAAAAACUCAGAGUAGAUGGAAAAAAGAAAUUAAAAGCUUGUGCACUUCCGACAUUAUUUUAUAUGAAGAACAAAAACAAAACCAAAAAAAAGAAGAUCAAAGACAACUUAAUAACCAAGGAGCAGAUUCAGGAAGCUCAAAAUAAUGAUAUUUUAGAAAUGAUACCUCACUUGGCUGAUGAAUGUUUGAAUAAAUCCGCUAUUAGCCAUGCAGAACAGAAUGCAACAUAUUUGUUAAAUGAAAAUUUUGCUCAAAACUCACAAGAAAAUAAACUAUCAAUAUCAAUACAAAAUAAUUUGUGUAUUGACAAUGUAGCAUCUAGUUACACUGGAGGUAGCGAAAUAAUACAUUUAAAAAACAUGGACAUAAAAAAUAAUACAAAUCUUUCUAAAACAGCAAUUGUUAAUCUGUUGCUAGAAACCACAUUUGGAAAUGAUCCUCUAUCUUGUUCUGAUAAUGAUACGAGAUCACAAAAACAAAAUAAUGAAUUUCCAGAUGUGAAUAAACUUAUAAUGGAAAAUGAAUCCUACAAAUUGAAAAAUAAAAAACUUGAAGAAGAUAUAGUUCAAAUAUUACUAAUACGAAAAGCGAAUGAAGAGAGGUUCCAAGCAAGAAUUGAAGAGCUUGAGAAGAAACUUGUAAUUGCUGAUAAAUAUCUCCGCAAAGUUCACCAAACACAAUUGAAAGAAAUAAACAAAAUAAAAGAAAGAAAACAAUUAAUUUCAAAAGGCCUUAAUGUGAAUCAUAUAUUCAAUGAAGACCAAUUAAAAUAUUUAGGGAAAAGGGAAACUUCUAGAUUUUUCUGGUCUAAUGAAACACUAAACACAGCUGUUCAGUUAAAGUUAAUAUUAGGUCAUAAAAAGUUCAAAGAUUUAUUAUCCAGAAAUUAUCCAUUGCCAUCUGUUCGUACAGUGAGCAGACGUUUAGAACGGUUUAAAGUGGCACAUUUUCAGAAAGAUGUUGUUCGGUUUCUUAAAGAUAAUCAUUACAGUAUUCCAGUUAAUGACUUUGUGAGUGAAGACAUGGACAUUGAUUUAGAUUGUGGAGCGAUACAACAUAAUGAAAUAGUUUUUAGUUCCAAUUUACCUGAAGAUGAUAAUAGAAUACCUACAAUUUCUGACUUUAAUGAUAUUUCCAGUAGUCAAAUUCUUAUGACAACACCCAUGUCCGAAGAACCAGCAGUGGUAAAUAGAUUGCCUGUAUUAAGUUUCCAUUUUGUACAAGAAGAUAAUUUAAAUAUAUCAAACUGUAAAAUCAGUGAUAAUCCCAAACAAAGCAUUAAUUUAAAUUUAGAGAAUUUUGGUAAUACUUUAACAAAUUAG
Molecule: messenger RNA, 1640 nt
Organism: Ctenocephalides felis (cat flea)
Lineage: Eukaryota; Metazoa; Arthropoda; Insecta; Siphonaptera; Pulicidae
Exons: 4
Coding region: 144-1640 (498 amino acids)
Source: RefSeq, a predicted model, not a curated record